Artibeus jamaicensis (Jamaican fruit-eating bat) is the source of this 13281-nucleotide messenger RNA. RefSeq names its product mucin 2, oligomeric mucus/gel-forming (gene MUC2). Bases 1 to 13281 code for a protein of 4426 amino acids. The record is from RefSeq and is a predicted model, not a curated record. Gene Ontology annotation, cellular component: extracellular matrix. Lineage: Eukaryota; Metazoa; Chordata; Mammalia; Chiroptera; Phyllostomidae. Gene Ontology annotation, molecular function: protein binding. The transcript is spliced from 48 exons.
AUGGGGCUGCCACUGGGCUGCUUGAUGGCCCUGUGCCUGGCCCUGACCUCGGCCAGGGGCGCGGAGCUGCGGAAAGAGGGCAGAGCCCGGAGCCACAGCCACAGCGUCUGCAGCACCUGGGGCGACUUCCACUACAAGACCUUCGACGGCGACGUCUUCCGCUUCCCCGGCCUCUGUGACUACAACCUGGCCUCCGACUGCCAGGACGCCUACAAGGAGUUCGCCGUGCACCUGCGGCGCAGCCCCGGCAGCGGUGGCGGCCACCCCCAGGUGGACUACAUCCUGCUGACCAUCGAGGAUGAUGCCGUCUACCUCACCCAACAGCUGGUCGUGGUGAACGGGGCCAUGGUCAGCACCCCUCACUACACCUCUGGGCUGCUCAUUGAGAAGAAUGACGCCUACACAAAGGUCUUCUCCCGCACUGGCCUGACCCUCUUGUGGAACCGAGAGGACUCAGUCAUGCUGGAGCUGGACGGCAAGUUCCGGAACCACACCUGCGGGCUCUGCGGCGACUACAACGGUCUGCAGUCCUACUCCGAGUUCCUCUCUGACGGUGUGCUCUUCAGCGCCAUCGAGUUCGGGAACAUGCAGAAGAUCAACAAGCCCGAGGUCACCUGCGAGGACCCUGCGGAGGAGUCUGCCCUCGAGUCCUGCUCUCAGCACCACGCCGAGUGCCGGAGGCUGCUGACGGCCGCGGCCUUCGAGGACUGCCUGGGCCUGCUGCCGCUGGAGCCCUACGUGGAGGCCUGCGCCCAGGACCGCUGCCGGUGCGCCGCCAACGCCUCCUGCCUGUGCAGCACCAUCGCCGAGUUCUCCCGCCAGUGUUCCCACGCCGGCGGGCGCCCGGGGAACUGGAGGACGGCCUCGCUCUGCCCCAAGACCUGCCCCGGGAACAUGGUUUACCUGGAGAGCGGCUCACCCUGCAUGGACAGCUGCUCGCACCUGGAGGUCAGCAACCUGUGUGAGGAGCACCGCAUGGAUGGCUGCUUCUGCCCCGAAGGCACCGUGUACGAUGACAUCGGGGACCAAGGCUGCAUCUCUGUGAGCCAGUGCCACUGCAGGCUGCACGGACGCUCGUACGCCCCGGGCCAGCAGGUCAACAGCAGCUGUGAGCAGUGCGUCUGCCAUGCCGGCCGCUGGGUGUGCAAAGACCUGCCGUGUCCCGGGACCUGCGCCCUGGAGGGCGGCUCCCACAUCACCACCUUCGACGGGAAGAAGUACACCUUCCACGGGGACUGCUACUACCUGCUGACCAAGGCCGACCAGGAAGACGCCUUUGCCCUCCUGGGCGAGCUGGGCCCCUGCGGCUCCACGGACAAGCAGACCUGCCUCAAGACGGUGGUGCUGCUGACCGACAAAAAGAAGAACGUGGUGGCCUUCAAGUCAGACGGCAGCGUCCUGCUGAACGAGCUACAGGUGACCCUGCCCCAUGUGACAGCGAGCUUCUCCAUCUUCCAACCAUCCUCCUACCACCUGGUGGUGAGCACGGCCUCCGGCCUCAGGCUGCAGGUGCAGCUGGAGCCCGUGAUGCAGCUGUUCCUGACGCUGGACCAGGCCGCCCAGGGCCACGUGCAGGGUCUCUGCGGGAAUUUCAACGGCCAGGAAGGCGACGACUUCCAGACGGCGGGCGGGCUGGUGGAGGCCACAGGGGCCAGCUUCGCCAACAGCUGGAAGGCCAAGUCCAGCUGCCAAGACAAACUGGACUGGCUGGACGACCCUUGCUCCCUCAACAUCGAGAGCGCCAACUAUGCCGACCACUGGUGCUCCCUCCUGAAGAACGAGGAGACGCCCUUCGGCAGGUGCCACUCUGCCGUUGACCCAGCCGAGUAUUACAAGAGGUGCAGAUACGACACCUGCAACUGUGAGAACAGCGAGGACUGCCUGUGCGCCGCCCUGUCUUCCUACGCCCGCGCCUGCGCCGCCCAGGGCGUGCUGCUGUGGGGCUGGCGGGCCGGCGUCUGCGACAAGGACGUGAGCGCCUGCCCCACGUCGCAGACCUUCCUGUACAACCUGACCACCUGCCAGCAGACCUGCCGCUCACUCUCCGAGGCUGACACCCACUGCCUCCAGGGCUUUGCCCCCGUGGACGGCUGUGGCUGCCCCGACCACACCUUUCUGGAUGAGAAGGGCUACUGUGUGCCCCUGGCCAAGUGCCCCUGCUACCACCAGGGCCUCUACCUGCAGGCGGGCAAAGUGGUCAUGAGGCAGGAGGAGCAAUGCGUCUGCCGGAAUGCCAGGCUGCACUGCACACGGGUCAGGCUGCUGGGCCAACGCUGUGCGGACCCAAAGAUUCACGUCGACUGUAACAACCUGACUGCGCUGGCCGUCCGGAGUCCCAGGCCCGUCAGCUGCCAGACCCUGGCUGCCGGCUCUUACCAGACGGAGUGCGUCAGCGGCUGCGUGUGCCCCGAGGGGCUGCUGGACGACGGCCGUGGGGGCUGCGUCAAGGAGGAGGAGUGCCCCUGUGUGCACAACCAGGACCUGUACAGCCCCGGGAGUAGGAUCCCCGUGGACUGCAACACCUGCACCUGCCAGAGAGGACGCUGGGCCUGCACCCAGACCAGGUGCCAUGGCACCUGCACUGUCUACGGGAGCGGCCACUACAUCACCUUUGACGGGAAGCUCUACGACUUCGACGGGCACUGCUCCUAUGUGGCCACUCAGGACUACUGCGGCCAGAACUCCUCACAGGGCUCCUUCAGCAUCAUCACCGAGAACGUCCCCUGCGGCACGACGGGCGUCACCUGCUCCAAGGCCAUCAAGAUCUUCCUGGGGAGGACGGAGCUGAAGCUGGAGGACAAGCAGCACACGGUCAUCGACCGUGACGAGGGCCCCUACGUGGCCUACACCACGCGGGAGGUGGGCCAGUACCUGGUGGUGGAGGCCAGCACCGGCGUCAUCGUCAUCUGGGACAAGAGGACCACCAUCUUCAUCAAGCUGGCCCCCUCCUACAAGGGCACCGUGUGCGGCCUGUGCGGGAACUUCGACCAGCGCUCCAGCAACGACUUCACCACGCGGGGCCACAUGGUGGUGGAGAGCGAGCUGGACUUCGGGAACAGCUGGAAGGAGGCCUCCACCUGCCCGGACGUGACCACCAUCCCCGAGCCCUGCACCAAGAACCCCCACCGCCUGGCCUGGGCCGAGAAGCAGUGUAGCAUCAUCAAGGGCCCCGUCUUCCAAGUCUGCCACAGCAAGGUGGACCCCAAACCCUUCUAUGAGAACUGCGUCCAAGACUCCUGCUCUUGUGACACCGGCGGGGACUGCGAGUGCUUCUGCUCCGCGGUGGCCUCCUACGCCCAGGAGUGCACCAAGGAGGGCGCCUGCGUGUUCUGGAGGACGCCGGAGCUGUGCCCCGUGUUCUGCGACUACUACAACCCCCCUGACGAAUGCGAGUGGCACUACGAGCCCUGCGGGAACCGCAGCUUCAGCACCUGCAGGACCGUCAACGGCAUCCACUCCAACAUCUCCGUGUCCUACCUGGAGGGCUGCUACCCUCGGUGCCCCGCGGACAAGCCCAUCUACGAGGAGGACCUGAAGAAGUGCGUCAGGAGGGAAGAAUGUGGCUGCUACGUGAACGGCACCUACUACCCGCCUGGAGCUCCCGUCCCCUCCGAGAAAGACUGCCAGUCUUGCGUGUGCAACGGCUCCUCACAGGUCGUCUGCCAGCCCGAGGAAGGGAAGAUCCUCAAUUUCACCCAGGACGGCGCCUUUUGCUACUGGGAGGUCUGCGGCCCCAACGGCACGGUGGAGAAGCAUUUCAACAUCUGCGUGUCCACCUCGACACGCCCUCCCACCUCGACGCGCCCGCCCACCUCGACACGCCCGCCCACCUCGACAGGCCCACUCACCUCGACUCGCCCUCCCACCUCGACACGCCCGCCCACCUCGACACCCCCUGCCACAACUCCUCUGUGCUGCUUCUGGUCCAACUGGAUCAACGAGAACCACCCGAGCCCCUGGCCCGACAGUGGCGACCGAGAGACGUUCCACAGCGUCUGCCAGGCCCCCGAGGACAUCGAGUGCAGGGCAGCCACGGAACCCCACCUCAGCUGGGAGGAUCUGGGCCAGAAGGCGCAGUGCAACCUCUCCGUUGGGUUCAUCUGCAACAAUGAAGACCAGUUUGGAAGCGGGCCGUUUGCCGUCUGUUACGACUACGAGAUUCGUGUCAACUGCUGUCUGCCAAUGGAUGAGUGUCCUGGGUCCCCAACCCCGACCAUGACAUCUGCCACCACCUCACCAACCACCUCGACCCCAGAAACGACGACACUCACCCCCACGCCAGAACCCACCACCAAGGUGACCCCGAACCGGACGCCCACCGCAACCCCAGAAACGACGACCACCACUGUGCCCACCACCACGCCCACACCGGAGUCAGCCCCCACCACUCCGUGUGUGGAAGACUGCCAGUGGACGGGCUGGGUGGACUCCGGGAAACCGAACUUUAACAAACCAGGUGGAGACUUUGAAUUCAUAAACAACGCCUGCCAGUCGGGCUUCGCAGCCAACAUCUCCUGCAGAGCCUCUCAGUUUCCAAGUGUCCCCAUGGAACAGCUGGGACAGAUCGUGCUGUGUGACCUCUCAGUCGGGCUGGUGUGCAGGAACGAAGACCAGAAGCCAGGGGGAGUCAUCCCACAGCCCUUCUGCCUCAACUACGAGAUCAACGUCUACUGCUGCAAACCCUGUGGCCCCUCAUCCACCACACCCACCACCACGACCACCAGAGUGACACCGGAGACCACCACACCCAGCAUCACGACCACCACGGAGGCACCACCCACCUCCACACCCACCACCACGACCACCACUGAGAUACCACCCAUCAGCUCACCCACCUCCACAACCACUGAGACACCACCCAGCACAACACCACCCACUACCACAACCAUCACAACCACCACCACGGUGACACCUGAGACCACCACACCCAGCACCACGACCACAGAGAUACCAUCCACCACCAACACUCAGACACCAAGCACAACCACACCUACCACCACGACCACCACAGAGGCACCACCUACCACCACACCCAUCACAACAACCACUGAGACACCACCCACCACCACGACCGCCACGGUGACACCGGAGACCACCACACCAAUCACUACCACCACAGAGAUACCAGGCACCACAACACCCACCUCCACAACCACCACUGAGACACCAAGGACCACCACACCCACCAGCACCACUGAAAUACCACCCACCAACACACCCACCACCAUUACCACCGAGGCACCACCCACCACCACCACUCAGACACCAAGCACAAGCACACCUACCACCACGACCACCACGGAGGCACCACCCACCUCCACACCCACCACCACGACCACCACUGAGAUACCACCCAUCAGCACACCCACCUCCACAACCACUGAGACACCACCCAGCACAACACCACCCACUACCACAACCAUCACAACCACCACCACAGUGACACCUGAGACCACCACACCCACCACCACGACCACGGAGAUACCACCCACCACCACCACUCAGACACCAAGCACAACCACACCUACCACCACGACCACCACGGAGGCACCACCCACCUCCACACCCACCACCACGACCACCACUGAGAUACCACCCAUCAGCACACCCACCUCCACAACCACUGAGACACCACCCAGCACAACACCACCCACUACCACAACCAUCACAACCACCACCACAGUGACACCUGAGACCACCACACCCACCACCACGACCACGGAGAUACCACCCACCACCACCACUCAGACACCAAGCACAACCACACCUACCACCACGACCACCACGGAGGCACCACCCACCUCCACACCCACCACCACGACCACCACUGAGAUACCACCCAUCAGCACACCCACCUCCACAACCACUGAGACACCACCCAGCACAACACCACCCACUACCACAACCAUCACAACCACCACCACAGUGACACCUGAGACCACCACACCCACCACCACAACCACGGAGAUACCACCCACCACCACCACUCAGACACCAGGCACAUCCACACCUACCACCACGACCACCACGGAGGCACCACCCACCUCCACACCCACCACCACCAGACUGACACCGGAGACCACCACACCCACCUCCACAACCACUGAGACACCACCUACCACCACGACCACCACAGAGGCACCACCUACCACCACACCCAUCACAACAACCACCACUGAGAUACCACCCAUUACCACAGCCACCUCCACAACCACCGAGAUACCACCCACCACCACGACCGCCACGGUGACACCGGAGACCACCACACCAAUCACCACGACCACACAGAUACCAGGCAUCACCACCAGCACCGAGGCACCACCCACCACCACCAUUGCGGUGACACAAGAGAGCACCACACCAACCACCAUGACCACAGAGAUACCAUCCACCACCACCACUCAGACACCAAGCACAACCACACCUACCACCACGACCACCACGGAGGCACCACCCACCUCCACACCCACCACCACGACCACCACUGAGAUACCACCCAUCAGCACACCCACCUCCACAACCACUGAGACACCACCCAGCACAACACCACCCACUACCACAACCAUCACAACCACCACCACAACCACGGAGAUACCAUCCACCACCACCACUCAGACACCAGGCACACCCACACCUACCACCACGACCACCACGGAGGCACCACCCACCUCCACACCCACCACCACCAGACUGACACCGGAGACCACCACACCAAUCACUACCACCACAGAGAUACCAGGCACCACCACCAGCACCGAGGCACCACCCACCACCACCACUACGGUGAUACAAGAGAGCACCACACCCACCUCCACAACCACUGAGACACCACCCAGCACAACACCACCCACUACCACAACCAUCACAACCACCACCACAGUGACACCUGAGACCACCACACCCACCACCACGACCACGGAGAUACCACCCACCACCACCACUCAGACACCAGGCACAACCACACCUACCACCACGACCACCACGGAGGCACCACCCACCUCCACACCCACCACCAUGACCACCACUGAGAUACCACCCAUCAGCACACCCACCUCCACAACCACUGAGACACCACCCAGCACAACACCACCCACUACCACAACCAUCACAACCACUACCACAGUGACACCAGAGACCACCACACCCAGCACCACGACCACAGAGAUACCACCCACCACCACCACUCAGACACCAGGCACAACCACACCUACCACCACGACCACCACAGAGGCACCACCUACCACCACACCCAUCACAACAACCACCACUGAGACACCACCCACCACCACGACCGCCACGGUGACACCGGAGACCACCACACCAAUCAGCACACCCACAGAGGUACCAGGCACCACAGCACCCACCACCACCACCACCGAGGUACCAAGCACCACCACAUCCACCACACCUACUACAACCACCACUGAGACACCAAGGACCACUACACCCACCAGCACCACUGAAAUACCACCCACCAACACACCCACCACUAUUACCACCAAGGCACCACCCAUCACCACCACUACAGUGACACAAGAGAGCACCACACCAACCACCACGACCACGGAGAUACCAGGCACCACAACACCCACCAUCACACCUACCACCACCAGCACUGAGAUACCACACACAGCCAUACCCACCACCACCACUACAGUGACACCAGAGAGCACCACACCAACCACCAUGACCACGGAGACACCAGGUACCACCACUCCAACCACCACCACGGAGAUACCAUCCACUGCCACCAUUGAGACACCACCCACCACCACACCAACCUCCAGGACCACGGAGAUACCAACCGCCACCACAACCACCACCACCGUGAUGACCACUCCCACCACAUCACCGACCACGCCAACUCCAGAAACGACGACCACCACACCAGAACCCACCACCACUGUGACCACCACCACGCCCACACCGGAGUCAGCCCCCACCACUCCGUGUGUGGAAGACUGCCAGUGGACGGGCUGGGUGGACUCCGGGAAACCGAACUUUAACAAACCAGGUGGAGACUUUGAAUUCAUAAACAACGCCUGCCAGUCGGGCUUCGCAGCCAACAUCUCCUGCAGAGCCUCUCAGUUUCCAAGUGUCCCCAUGGAACAGCUGGGACAGAUCGUGCUGUGUGACCUCUCAGUCGGGCUGGUGUGCAGGAACGAAGACCAGAAGCCAGGGGGAGUCAUCCCACAGCCCUUCUGCCUCAACUACGAGAUCAACGUCUACUGCUGCAAACCCUGUGGCCCCUCAUCCACCACACCCACCACCACGACCACCAGAGUGACACCGGAGACCACCACACCCAGCAUCACGACCACCACGGAGGCACCACCCACCUCCACACCCACCACCACGACCACCACUGAGAUACCACCCAUCAGCACACCCACCUCCACAACCACUGAGACACCACCCAGCACAACACCACCCACUACCACAACCAUCACAACCACCACCACGGUGACACCUGAGACCACCACACCCAGCACCACGACCACAGAGAUACCAUCCACCACCAACACUCAGACACCAAGCACAACCACACCUACCACCACGACCACCACAGAGGCACCACCUACCACCACACCCAUCACAACAACCACUGAGACACCACCCACCACCACGACCGCCACGGUGACACCGGAGACCACCACACCAAUCACUACCACCACAGAGAUACCAGGCACCACAACACCCACCUCCACAACCACCACUGAGACACCAAGGACCACCACACCCACCAGCACCACUGAAAUACCACCCACCAACACACCCACCACCAUUACCACCGAGGCACCACCCACCACCACCACUCAGACACCAGGCACAACCACACCUACCACCACGACCACCACGGAGGCACCACCCACCUCCACACCCACCUCCACAACCACUGAGACACCACCCAGCACAACACCACCCACUACCACAACCAUCACAACCACCACCACAGUGACACCUGAGACCACCACACCCACCACCACGACCACGGAGAUACCACCCACCACCGCCACUCAGACACCAGGCACAACCACACCUACCACCACGACCACCACGGAGGCACCACCCACCUCCACACCCACCACCACCAGACUGACACCGGAGACCACCACACCCACCUCCACAACCACUGAGACACCACCUACCACCACGACCACCACAGAGGCACCACCUACCACCACACCCAUCACAACAACCACCACUGAGAUACCACCCAUUACCACAGCCACCUCCACAACCACUGAGAUACCACCCACCACCAUGACCGCCAUAGUGACACCCGAGACCACCACACCAAUCACCACGACCACACAGAUACCAGGCAUCACCACCAGCACCGAGGCACCACCCACCACCACCACUGCGGUGACACAAGAGAGCACCACACCAACCACCACGACCACAGAGAUACCAUCCACCACCACCACUCAGACACCAGGCACACCCACACCUACCACCACGACCACCACGGAGGCACCACCCACCUCCACACCCACCACCACCAGACUGACACCGGAGGCCACCACACCCACCAUCAUGACCACCACUGAGAUACCACCCAUUACCACACCCACCUCCACAACCACUGAGACACCACCCAGCACAACACUACCCACUACCACAACCAUCACAACCACCACCACAGUGACACCUGAGACCACCACACCAAUCACCACAACCACAGAGACACCAUCCACCAGCACCACUCAGACACCAGGCACAACCACACCUACCACCACAACCACCACAGAGGCACCACCUACCACCACACCCGUCACAACCACCACUGAGAUACCACCCAUUACCACAGCCACCUCCACAACCACUGAGACACCACCCACCACCACGACCGCCACGGUGACACCGGAGACCACCACACCAAUCACUACCACCACAGAGAUACCAGGCACCACAACACCCACUUCCACAACCACCACUGAGACACCAAGGACCACCACACCCACCAGCACCACUGAAAUACCACCCACCAACACACCCACCACCAUUACCACCGAGGCACCGCCCACCACCACCACUACGGUGACACAAGAGACCACCAUGACCAUGGAGAUACCAGGCACCACAACACCCACCACCACCGAGGCACCAAGCACUUCCACACCCACCACCACAACCACCAGAGAGGCACCACCCACCACCAUACCAACCAUUACAACCACCACCAAAAUACCACCUACCACCACACCCAUCACAACCACCACUGAGACACCAAGCACCACCCCACCCACCAUUACUACCACCACUGAGACACCAUCCCCCACUACCUCCUCCAUCACCACCACGGUGACACCAGAGAGCACCACAGCAGCCACCACAACUACUGAGAUACCAGGCACUACAACACCCAUCAUCACCACCACCGAGACACCACCCACCACCGCACCUACCACAACCAGCACUGAGACACCAAGCACCACCACACCUACCAGUACCACUGAGACACCACUCACCACCACACCCACCACCACUACCACUACAGUGACACCAGAGAGCACCACAGCAGCCACCACCACUACUGAGACACCACUCACCACCACACCCACCACCACCGAGACACCACCCACCCCCACCCAUGUCACCACCACCGAAAUACCACCCACCACCACACCUUCCACAACCAGCACUGAGACACCAAGCACCACCACACCCACCAUCAGUGUCUCUACCCCCAUGCCGAUCCCGACCAUUACCCCAACCUCCCCUCCUGGUGUUUGGAAAUGCUGCGUUUUGAACGACACGUACUAUGCUCCAGGCGAGCAGGUGUACAGCGGCACUCACGGAGACACCUGCUACUACGCCAACUGCUCUGUGAGCUGCACCAUUGAGAUCUUCAACUGGUCGUGCCCAUCCACACCCUCCCCCAAGCCCACACCAUCCACACCAACACCCUCUUCCACACCAAGCCCACCUGUGCCCACGACGUCACGCAUGCCGACCCCCACCAAACCCCCAGGGUGCCCGGACUUCGACCCUCCCAGACAGGAGAACGAGACCUGGUGGCUGUGCAACUGCACCAUGGCCGUCUGCAAGCACGACAACACUGUGGAGCUGGUGCAGGUGGAGUGCAAGCCCCCGCCCAUGCCCACCUGUUCCAACAACCUCACACCCGUGCGUGUCAUGGACCCCGAUGGCUGCUGCUGGCACUGGGAGUGUGACUGCUACUGCACGGGCUGGGGGGACCCGCACUACGUCACCUUCGACGGACUCUACUACAGCUACCAGGGCAACUGCACCUACGUGCUGGUGGAGGAGGUCGCCCCCAACGUGGACAACUUCGGGGUCUACAUCGACAACUACCACUGCGACGUCCACGACCAGGUGUCCUGCCCCCGCACGCUCAUCGUGCUCCACGAGACCCAGGAGGUGCUGAUCAGGACGGUGCACAUGUCCCCCGUGAAGGUGCAGGUGCAGGUCAACAAGCAGGUCGUGGCCCUGCCCUACAAGAAGUUCGGGCUGCAGGUGUACGAGUCGGGCAUCAACUACGUGGUGGACAUCCCCGAGCUGGGCGUGGUCGUCUCCUACAACGGCCUCUCCUUCUCCAUCCGGCUGCCCUACUACCGCUUCGGCAACAACACCAAGGGCCAGUGUGGCACCUGCAACAACAACACGCAGGAUGACUGCGUGCUGCCCAGCGGCGAGGUCGUCUCCAACUGUGAGGUCGCAGCUGACCAGUGGGUGGUGAACGACCCGACCAAGCCACAGUGUCCCCAGUCCAGCCUCACUACCCGGCGCCCAGCCACCACGACCGCAGGGGGCGGCCUGGUCCCCCCCCACAAGAACUGUUCAUCUCCUCUCUGCGAGCUCAUCAAGGACAGCCUGUUUGCCCCGUGCCAUGCUCUAGUGCCCCCCCAGCACUACUACGAAGCCUGCGUGUUUGACACCUGCUUUGUGCCCAACUCCGGCAUGGAGUGCACCAGCCUGCAGGCCUACGCUGCCCUCUGCGCCCAGCAGGGCGCCUGCAUCGACUGGCGGAACCGCACCCACGGGGCCUGCCCGCUGGUGUGCCCGUCCCACAGGGAGUACCGGGCCUGCGGGCCUGUGCAGGAGCCCACCUGCAAGUCCAGCUUCCCGCAGAACAGCACCCUGCUGGUGGAAGGCUGCUUCUGCCCCGAGGGCACCACGAGCUACGCCCCUGGCUUUGACGUCUGCGUAGAUGUGUGUGGCUGCGUGGGACCGGACAACGUGCCCAGAGAGUUUGGGGAGCACUUCGAGUUCGACUGCAAGGACUGCGUGUGCCUGGAGGGCGGAAGCGGCAUUGUCUGUCAGCCCAAGAAGUGCAGCCAGAACCUGCCCGCCCAGUGCUCCGAGGAUGGCACCUACCCGGUCACUGAAGUCGACCCGUCGGACACCUGCUGCAACAUCACCUCCUGCAAGUGCAACACCAGCCUGUGCAAGGAGAAGGCCCCGCAGUGCCCGCUGGGCUUCGAGGUGAAGAGCGAGAUGCUGCUGGGGCGGUGCUGCCCCUUCUACUCCUGCGUGCCCAAGGGCGUGUGCGUGGUCGGUAACGCUGAGUACCAGCCCGGCUCGCCAGUGCACUCCUCUAAGUGCCAGGUGUGUGUCUGCACCAACGUCACGGACAGCGCCACGCAGCUCAAGGAGGUGUCCUGUAGCCGCGUGCCCUGCACCCAAGUCUGCAACCCAGGCUUCGGGCUGGUGAACGUCUCGGGCGAGUGCUGCCCCCGGUGCCAGCAGACCCAGUGUAUCAUCCGCAGGCCCGGCGAGGAGCAACCCCUCAUCCUGCAGCCCGGGAACAUAAUAAAGGACCCUGGGAACAACUGCACCCUCUUCAGCUGCGUGGAAAUCCACAACCAGCUGAUCUCGUCCGUCUCCAACAUCACCUGCCCCGACUUCGACCCCAGAGACUGCCUCCCGGGCUCCAUCACCCUCAUGCCCAAUGGCUGCUGCAAGAAAUGCAUCCCUCGCAAUGAGACCAGGCUCCCCUGCGCCACGGUCCCUGUCACCCGGGAGAUUUCAGAUGGCGGCUGCACCGCGAAUGUCACCAUGAAUUACUGCACCGGGUCCUGUGGGACCUUCUCCAUGUACUCGGCCGAGGCUCAGGCCCUGGACCACCAGUGCUCCUGCUGCAAGGAGGAGCGCACCAGCCAGCGGGAGGUACAGCUGCUCUGCUCCGACGGCAGCCAGCGGAGUCACACCUACACCCACAUCGAGAGCUGCCUGUGCCAGGACAGCGCGUGCCAGCCCCUGACUGCCCAGCGCAGGGCCUCUGGCCGCGCCCGGCGCUCCGGGAGGGGCUGA